GCCUAACCUGUGCUACAGAAGUGAAUAAAAAAAUACAUAAGAUACUCAAAGUCAAUAUCAUUUAUAUUCAAAUCCAGAAAAAGAACAUUCAAAUUAUUCAAAUCAUCAUUUGUAUUUAAUUCCUUAAAAAAAAAAAUUCAUAUUCACAAAAUAAUCUACUGCAAACUCAAAAGCGGAUUCACAAAAAAUAAAUUAAAUGUCCAUUAAUUAAAUUGGGUAAAUUAGGAACCCAGAUAGUCUGUUCUCUCCGUGAGGCGUGGGAGUGUGUGUGUGUAUGUGUGUGUGUGUGUGUGUGUGUGUGUGUGUGUGUGUGUGUGUGUAUGUGUGUAGGUGUGUGUGUAGUGUUUGCAGGGGGGUAAAUAGUUCCCAAGUCCUUUCACAAUCAGUCCAGUCCAGUUGGAUAUGAAAGAAGGGGCAAUGAUUAGUGUAGGUGUAUGGGUUGGGAGCUGGAAUGUUCCAGGAGCUGAGGAAACCAGAAGGGAAGGGGAAUGUGAGGAGAAAGGAAAAUGGAGGAAGCCAGGAGAGUCAAGGGAAGGAGACCAGACUUAGCUUUUGCCGACAAAAGAGAGCCACGGACAGCAGGUCCAACAGAGCCUCAGAUCCAACCUGCUUCAAGAACUUUCUUCUUUACCGCUGAUAAUUUGUCUUGUCUCAGUUUCUCCUUCAGUUUCCACAUUUACUUGAGUUCAUUCCUUUUCCGAUUAGGGUCUUGAAUGACUUCAAAAUAAUCUGCUCUUAGUUCUGAUCGUCUCCUUUCUUUUCCACUCUCACUUCACCCACGGAAUCUCCUUUUCCUCUGCCCUUUGUUCCCUUCAUACUCACAGGUGUUCCCUAAUGAAACCACUUCCCCCUCCUUCUCCUGCUCAGGUGGCCACAAUUAUUUGAGGUUUCCUCUCUUCUCUGCCACACCUCAAAGGGCAUUUUGGGAUUGCAUGUGUUCUCGUCACGUUCUACUUUUGUUCCUUUCAUGUGUGUUCUACCUACAGUCCAAGUGACUAUGAAUUGAUACAGCCUACGAGAGGGAUUUUCCUAAAUGAACCCGAGUGGAGCUUUCACGCGAUGACGUCAUCAGGAGGCGUCACCAUCAGAGGCAGGAGGAGAGAGGGAGCGAGGAGGGAGUGGUUGUGUCUCCAUCAGUGAGGAACAGUCGCAGGAGGCUUCACACAGAAGAAAGAGAAGUAGCGACGAGGUGCAGGAAGCUUGAAGGACUUCCUUCAGGGCCUAUGAGUGUGCGUGUGUGUCCUGGAGGGAAGCUGAUUGGAACCCAAGGAGGGCGGAGCCAUGAUGGGCAAGGACUACACGCUGGCCAUCAUCAUCGUCAACCGUGACGACAACAUCUGGACCGACCAGAACCUGCUGCUGGACCAGGACCUCCCCUCUGGCUGGAGAACCAUCAAAGAUUCCACAGGAACGUACUACUGGCACGUUCCCACCGGCGCCACGCAGUGGCAGCACCCCCGACUCAACGGGACGCCGCCCCAGCAGCCCCAGCAGCCCCAGCGGCCCCAGCGGCCCCAGCAGUCCCAGCCACUGAAAGACCACAGUGGACCACCCAACGUCAGCACAGAUGCUUACAGAGCACCUGGCACGCACAGGUCUUGGUGGUCAGAUGAUUCCUGUAGCCAUGACCACAACUCACAGUGUUUCUCUGUGCGCUCUGUGGGCUGGCUCCAGGUGGAGGAGGACGACUUGUCCCCGGGUCGCAGCAGCCUGGCGGUCAGUAACGUCAUCCAGCAGUUGUCUCACUGCGGCGGCCGGGAGCAGCACGGCAGGCGGGGGGGCGGGGGGGAGGGUGGAGACAUGAUGCUGGUUCUGAAGAGAGACACGCUGACCCUUCUGGAUGCUGGAGACCGCACCCCCCUGUACUGUCAGCCCAUCGGCAACAUUCGCGUCUGGGGGGUGGGCAGUAACAACGGCAGGGACAGAGACUUUGCCUUUGUUGCGGGGGACAAGGACAGCUGUGUGCUCAAAUGUCACGUUUUCCACUGCGAUGCCCCCGCCAAGGCCAUCGCCAUGGCACUGCAACGCAUGUGCUCCAAGGCCAUGUCGGACAAGAUGGCCACCAGGUCGCUCACCAUGGACAGCGUCUCGCCCGAGGACCUGCCGGCUCAAGUGGACUUUGUGGAGGCGGUGCGGCAGCAGGUGCAGAAGUUUGAAGUGCGAUACGUGGGGAACCUGCCCGUGUCUCGUGCCAUGGGCAUGGAGGUUCUCAACAGCGCCAUCGAGAGCAUCAUGAACGCCACUGACCGCGAGCAGUGGGAGUCCGCCGUCAUCCACGUGACCGACAACUUCCUGUCUGUCUUCAAGGAAGGGGAGGAGCCAGUCUGGGAGUGUCAGGUGCGCUUCCUCAGCUUCCUGGGCGUGGGCCACGACAGUCACACCUUCGCCGUGAUCGUGGACGGCGGCACUCAGCGUUUUGAGUGUCACGUGUUCUGGUGCGAGCCGGACGCGGGUCUCCUGUCGGAGGCGGUCCAGGCGGCGUGCAUGGUUCAGUAUCACAAGUGUUUGGUGGCACAGACUCCGCCCCCCAGGACCAGAAUGUGGCACGCAAGCCCGUCCAAGGUGAAACGGGCCAACUCGGUGGACAGCACCCCCUUCCCGCCCCUUGCGGCACGUCUCCACAACAAGGGCGGCGGUGGCGGCAUGAGGAGGAGCAUGAUGGCCUUUCUGGACUCCUUGCGUAACAAACAAGCCGCUGCAUCCUAAUGACGGGCUGGGGGGGGGGGGUGGGGGUCAUCGGAGCAGACCGCCACCCGAGGCUCCUCCUACUUCCAUCCCUUCAGAACCAGCCGGUGCUGCACCAGCUUGUGACCUCAGCACGUCACGCGGUCACGUGAUCCAUUUCUGCUGCACGUCAUGGAUGGACGUCUACCAUCAAUAAAUGAUACUCGCUACUUCUAAGGCUCCGACCUUUGGAUCCUCACAAGAUACCACAAGUACCACUACUCUACGUACACCUAGAAACAGUACAUGGAGAAAUACUACACACCUACAUGCAUAGAUACAUGUAUAAAUACUACACACCUAGAUGUAUAGAUACAGGAAUAUAGACAGUACAUGUAUAGAUACUACACACCUAGAUGUAUAGAUACAGGAAUAUAGACAGUACAUGUAUAGAUACUACACACCUAGAUGUAUAGAUACAGGAAUAUAGACAGUACAUGUAUAGAUACU
Doryrhamphus excisus (bluestripe pipefish) is the source of this 3174-nucleotide messenger RNA. The record is from RefSeq and is a predicted model, not a curated record. NCBI's taxonomy places the organism in Eukaryota, Metazoa, Chordata, Actinopteri, Syngnathiformes, Syngnathidae.